CUAACUACUUAAAACAGCAACAAUGCACAGGCUGGUAUUCUGCUGGCUCAUUAUCAUCAGCCUGUCCUGUCCUCUCUCAUCUCUUCCCAUCAGGGACUUCAGUGAGAUGUCCUAUCAGCUCUCGGCAGAGGAUGAUAAUUCAAAAUUAACCCUGGAGCGACUAGAUGCCUUGGGGAGAGCGUCCCUGCUGCAGACCCUGCAGGGGCUCCUGGAUGCACAGAACGAGGAUAGCAAAACAGGUCUCAGCUUUAACAGCUACAGCCCACAGGAAAGCAUGAAAGAGGCCCUCUAUGGAAGUCAUCCGCGACUUGCUCUGCUGAGUCGCCUGCUGGCCAAGGAGAGAAAACAGUACAAGAAACGUGGAAACCUCUCUGAGUGCUUCUGGAAAUACUGUGUGUAACCUACACCGGCGUGUAACCUCUCUGAGCCCAGCUGCUUUAUUUAUACAGAUGUUAACAACUAUCCUGGAAAUGUGUACAUAGAUUUACUUGACUUAAAAGGAGAACAAUAAAAAAAAAUAUGAAGCUGAC
This is a messenger RNA of Gavialis gangeticus (Gharial), 530 nucleotides long. RefSeq names its product urotensin 2 (gene UTS2). The record is from RefSeq and is a predicted model, not a curated record. The transcript is spliced from 4 exons. Gene Ontology annotation, cellular component: extracellular region. NCBI's taxonomy places the organism in Eukaryota, Metazoa, Chordata, Crocodylia, Gavialidae. The coding region runs from base 23 to 400 and encodes 125 amino acids. Gene Ontology annotation, biological process: regulation of blood pressure; blood vessel diameter maintenance. Gene Ontology annotation, molecular function: hormone activity.